CAAACGGCGAAUAACCCGCGUACAGUGCGCUUCCCGUUGGUGUCGUUAAAAGGCCGUGGAACGAAGCUUUGCAACUUUUACUGUCGAUACGUGCUGCGUGCGCGCGUGUCUACGUGUGUGCUCGAGUGUGUAGAUAGAUGGGUAGAGCUGCGACACGCGCGUAUGCUUGCGCGCGUUUGAACGUGUUGGCUAUAAUGUAUCGGCGUAUGUCACUGUAAUGUGCGUGUGUCGUCCAUUGAUGUUGUUUUGACACAGGUGACGUAGACCGUGACGCGCCUCAACGAUGAGAUAAGCAGAUCCGCUGCGUGUGAAUAAAUAGCACGCCUGUGCGCGCGCCACUGUGCCUCAUUGACGGAUACUGGGGGGGGUUUCAGAGCUGCGCAUUUGAGAUUUUUCUAGCAAAAAGCGACACACGCUAAAAAAGACGCAAGCGUCUGGAGUCGAAUACACAACAUGUCCUCUGUGUGUAGUUUGUUUCUUCAGUGAGUAAGCUGCCUGGAGCCAGCUCUGCAUGUGUUCAACACUGUUUACACACCUGACGUAGACGUAUGUGUGACGUCGUUUUGAAAUGAUGGAAGUAUGAGAAUAUAGUAGACCCCAAAUUAAAGUAGUUCUGGGAAUAUUACUGUUGGGACCUAUUAUGUUUGCAGCAUACAUCAGGUGGAUUCAAAAUGAGCUACAAUUUACAACAAACUAAUGCCACAAAUGAACACCUACAUCAACAUUUGCUUUUAUUAAUUUGAGAUGAUUAGUCAAAUUACAAUAAAUUGAACAAAUAAAAAACAAAUGUAACGUUUUAUAUCAAAUCUGACAGUGAGUUAUGACUAUGACUUAGAUAUUGACAAUGAUAACUUUGGCUAAGUAAGUCAAUUAUGUAGCCAUGCAGUUCUGUUGCCUCAUCUCAAUACACAGAGCUGUGCAAGAAAUAUCUGUUUGCCUGUUUUGACAGAUUUAGAUUUAUUUAAUUUUGAUUCAAUGGAUUAAGGGACAGGUGAGGUUGUUUUUCUUGUGGUUGCUGGAAUUUUAAAAAUAUUUCUUCACUUAAAAAAAAAAGGUUUGGCACAUUUAGCUAUCCCAUAAUUGUCGAACACUCUGAGUAUUUAAAGUCUUGGUAGAGUUUAAGCAGUUACCAGAAUUGAGUUUAUCGGAAAUAUCUAAAGAAGGUGCAAAGUUUGGCACAAUGUUUCAAUUUCAAGUGCAUAUUUUCCAAACAUAUAAAUUGACAAUAUAAAACAGACUCAUUGCAUAUAUAGUCAAAAUACUACUUUGUAUCCUAGACUAAGUAAUUACGUAAUUAGACGUACAAUUUAAAAAGUAUCUUGAACAUGUGACUUAAUUCACGUUAAGAAAUUCUCUAGUACGGAGAAUAUGUUAUCUCAUUUUGAAAUAUAACAGUAACGUAUAACAUAAGACUUAUUGACUUUAUUGCUUGGUCUCUUCAUGUUGUGCACAUAUCUGAAGAAAGUUGUCAAAGAAGCAGACAGCACACAUGGGCAGGUAUAUUGUUUAUGUCACCAUAAUGUUCUAUGGUAUUUAGAGCAGCUAUUUGAGCCCUAUACAUACAGUAUUCACGCAGGAGCUACAGUAUCACAAACUUUAUUUUGAUAGUAUUCCUACAGUAACGUAUAGUUUGUCUGUGAUAAGCAGUGGUGAGUUGUUCCUGCUUCAUUGUGUUGACUUCUGGCACAAUCAUAUGUUGUGGUAUCCCCCUACCAUUAAUACAAAAAAGAGGUAAACCCACCAAAACUCAUUUUGCAUAUUGGUUGCAUUCAUAGUAAAAAUGGAGUAAGAAGAGCCAAACUGGUGUUGGAUAAAGUCAAUAAAUACAACCUGCCUGCCAAACUGUUUAUUCUGUAACUGUUAUUAUAAUAAUCUGCAUGAUGGUUAGUAUUUGAUAUUACCAGGUAAUGAUAGACUGCUGUGUGUUUCGAAAGGAAAUGAAUGAGACCUGAGAACAGUGACUAAUCCCACAUCCAGAAACAUUUACCGGCUUGCUUGCUUCAUUUGCUGUAAUAGCAGCGCUGACACCAUACCAUCUGAACGAAAGGCUUUGCACAGUAGAAAGGACAUUUCUGAAUGGAAUUGCCGCCACGGCUAUGAAGCUUAAUAUUAUAUAUUAAUAUAUUUGAAGUCGGGCAACCAAAAUUCAUUCAAAUCCAUCAAAAUGGGGAUGGAGUUGAUCCAAGUUGGAGACUUUAGCUAUUCAUAGUAAUGGUAAUCCAGAGACGGAUGCAUGCAGGUCAGAACUGCAACAACCCUGUGAAUGUUCAUUUCAUUGUUAGUUAAUGAUGAAUACAUUAAUUACACAACAAAACAAGUAGGAGAGAACAAACCAAAAAGCAGGGGAAAGAAUAAAGAUGCACAAGCAUUACAGUACAAUGAUGAUUGUGUACAACCUACAGCUAUAUACUGUAUAGAUAUAGAAAAAUAGUCUGAAAAACCUGCAAGUUAUAGUCUUAGAACCAUAAACCACAGCAUUAAAGGGUCAUAAUAAUAGACCCUAACCCUAAAUACUUAAACCUGCAUUCAUGUUUGACCGACAUGUAACUUCCUGUGGUGAGCCAGGAGUUAUUCCAUCUUUUGAGGAGAUAAUCCUCAUGACUCAGUUAGUCAGUAAGGUGUCUAGAUUUAAUCACUGCCCUUUAAACUGACUGUGAGCCAGCUCACUGACUGAGAUUGUCAUAUGGAGCUCUUCUGGUUGUUGAUAAUAUUCCUGGUGUUGAAGGCAGUAUUACAUGUCAGAGAGUCAUUCCCAAAAAUCAAUGUAAAGAUAUAGUUAUAUUAAAUUUUGUCUUUGUUAUUCAGUUAUAAGGGACUCUAUAGACAUUUCAAAAUGUUCCCUUUGAAUGUGUUUUAUUGUGUCUUAAGUUGUGCAUAUCUCUGUAAAUAUCUUCAUGAAUAUAUCUUUCUAUUCCAGUUUUUUUAUCUGUACUCUGCACACAGCACACUUCCUUAUGUUUGUUUCUUUUGUCUUUAGGUAAUUUGAGUUUGAGGUUAAAAGGUUAUCAGACAGUCCCAUGUCACCAUGUGCCACUAGAAGGACGUCAACAGCAGCAGCACCAUAAUGAUGAAUGAACUGACUGGGAUGAGGCUGACUACGCAGAGGUCUUUGGCCUCACUGUCAUCAGCUGACCUCUGACCCCUCAUGGAUUAAAAAUGGCACUUUGGCUGAGACGGGGAGGGAAGCGCGACGUCUUACACUCCAGGAAUUCUGGGACUUUAACAAACGUGGUUGUUUGAAACAGGAUUGCACAGACUGGACAAACCUGGUGUCUCCUUUUUUAUUUCAAUGGGAGUAACAUGUUUCAGUGAAGAUGGAAUAAGUUCUGUGUGGGAGAUGUUGAUAAAGAAACUGAUCACAAAAUAGAAAUUGGGUCAAGGAUGGAGCAGGAUUUUACACAGUAGGCUCUCUCAUUUCUCUCAUAAAUUGUGGAUAACGAACAUUUGUAUGCACUAGCCUGGACUAACAUUAGCCAGUGUUGGUGAAGAUACCAAACUUUGACACCCAAUAUUCGCCUGUAACUGUACUCUUUUCCAUUCCUUAUUGUUGUGAAUGGACGUCUGACUCUCCGAAAGCUUCCCUUCAGCUUUAAACUGUAACUCUGACUCCUGGUUAGUAUCUCGCUGUAGCUUUGCUAAAAAAAGACUCCAAACAUGGCUGCCACAGGAAGGAAGCACUUGGUGAGGGACUUUAACCAUUUCAUCACCUGCUACCUGUGUCGAGGUUACCUGAUAAAACCGACCACGGUCACCGAGUGCCUGCACACCUUCUGUAAGGGCUGUAUAGUGCAGCACUUUGAGGACAGUAAUGACUGUCCUAAAUGUGGCAUUCAGGUCCAUGAGACCAACCCUCUGGAGAUGCUCAGGUUGGACAACACCCUGGAGGAGAUCAUUUUCAAGCUGGUGCCUGGACUCAGAGAACAAGAGGAACAGCAGGAAGUGGAAUUCUGGAAGAAGAACCAACCCAGAGAAAAUGGCCAAGCAGAAACUGUGAGGUGUCAGCGGAUUGGACUGCCUGAUGUUGGAGACAAUUAUGGUGGCGGUGGAGGUGGUGAUGAUGAUGACGAUGGCGGCGAUGAAGAUUACCACAGGAGUGACCCUCAGAUAGCCAUCUGUCUGGACUGCCUACGCAACACGGGACAGUCGGAGGAGAGCACUGUCACGGAUUUGAUGAAGAGGUUCAUCCGCUGCUCCAGUAGAGUCACAGUGGGAACAAUUAAGAAGUUUCUCAGUCUUAAACUGAAGCUGCCUAGCUCUUAUGAGCUGGAUGUGCUGUGUAACGGAGAGAUCAUGGGAAGAGAUCACACUCUGGAGUUCAUCUACAUGACCCGAUGGAGGCUGCAUGGAGAGAAUACAUAUCCCAUGGUUCUUGAGUACCGCCCACGAAUCGACUUUGGCUGAACCACAGCUGCAAGAAGAGGACCACACACACACACACCACAGACAUACACACACAGACAUAUGCAGACGUACAUAACAAGUGUAGAAAACAUGAGGAGCACCUACAUUUGCACAUGGACAAACACAAUUACAAACAUGCCCACAAUGUGCAGAGAAAGAGAGAUUUAAAUGUACAGGUAUUUUUGUACAGCCAAUGAUGAAGUGCAUACGUUGUCAUGGUAAAGAGGUUUUAUGCUACAUAGAAUAAUAUAUGCUAUUAUAUAUGAUAUUUUUAAAUGUUUGUCCCUGUGCCUAAAAACCUGUUGAGAUCAAAUGAAGUUUGACCAUAUCUUCACUUUGCCUGUCUAACUCUGUAGAUUAAAUGUUGAUUUUCUACUGUU
This is a messenger RNA of Anarrhichthys ocellatus (wolf-eel), 4781 nucleotides long. It is a transcript of the gene pcgf5b, whose product is annotated as polycomb group ring finger 5b. The record is from RefSeq and is a predicted model, not a curated record. The transcript is spliced from 8 exons. The coding region runs from base 3655 to 4401 and encodes 248 amino acids. NCBI's taxonomy places the organism in Eukaryota, Metazoa, Chordata, Actinopteri, Perciformes, Anarhichadidae.